CACUUCAGAGAAAAGGACACACACGUUUAACUUGGGCUUCAGGAAACUGAACGAGAGGUAGAAAUGUGGCGGGAGUUUAAAGAUACUGAAAGAUAUUGAGAACCUGUUGGAAGCAGACUGAGGGAGAAAGAGAGAAACACCCGAUUCAGCAUGGCAGCCAACGCUAUUUUGAUAAGUAAUAAGACACCCAUUGUGGAAACUUUGUGUGCAGACUACACGCUAAUCCUCAACAAAGCUGUUCAGAACGAGUUGAUAACUCAACGUGAGUACAAAAAUCUGAAAAGCAUCAACAAACUAAAUGCAGAGGGCCACGUUGUGGAGUUGUUGGAUACGAUCAUGGACAAAGGAGAGAAGACCUGCUUAGCCUUCCUGAACCUCCUGCAAACCGAUGAGGAGAUCCAGAAGACUUACCCUGAGCUGAAUAACAUACUGAAGAAGGAAAACUGUCCCUUACCAUACCCGGUUCAGGCUUGUUCAGUUGACAACACCGCUGCGAGACCCUCAGCUGGAGGGACAGCUCAAUACACCAUGGUAGACGGUAAGCACUUUGUGGAUAAACAUAGAAUCAAGCUGACCGACAGAGUGAACUCCGUUGGAAACAUUUUGGAUCAGCUCCUUGAGGAAGAAGUCAUCCAACAAGCGAUUUAUGAUACAAUCAGGAAAAUCCCAACCAAACAGGAGCAGAUGAGAGAACUCUUCAGUGGUCCCCUGAAUGCAGCAGGGCUUUGUGGCAAAGAAGUCUUCUACAGAAUCCUUGAGAAAGAGGAGAAAUAUCUCAUUGAGGAGCUAAAGGGAAAGAAGUGAAUGUUGUGGAGAAAUCAUUUUUUAGACUAAAAAGAAAAAAGCGUCUUAAACGAUUCCAAUGGGGAAAUAGUAAUGUAAAUGUCUCUGUAGGGGCAUAUUCCUAAACUCUAAGGGACUGAUGACUUAACAAAACCAGGUAUUUAACUAAUCCAUGUUUAAUAAUCGUCCAGAAUUUGGUCAUUUUCGCUUUGAUGAUGAGGGUUAUAAUGUGUACAUACAGUUUAAAAAAGUGAAUUUGUGGAACAUUCAACUGUUUUCCUUGUCACAUUAAAGUUUUUAAUGACAUCAUAGUCAUUGUUGAUAAUG
Molecule: messenger RNA, 1110 nt
Organism: Trematomus bernacchii (emerald rockcod)
Lineage: Eukaryota; Metazoa; Chordata; Actinopteri; Perciformes; Nototheniidae
Exons: 4
Coding region: 151-804 (217 amino acids)
Biological process (GO): regulation of apoptotic process; inflammatory response; innate immune response
Source: RefSeq, a predicted model, not a curated record